This is a messenger RNA of Ziziphus jujuba (common jujube), 937 nucleotides long. RefSeq lists its product as uncharacterized. The record is from RefSeq and is a predicted model, not a curated record. The transcript is spliced from 2 exons. NCBI's taxonomy places the organism in Eukaryota, Viridiplantae, Streptophyta, Magnoliopsida, Rosales, Rhamnaceae. The coding region runs from base 109 to 639 and encodes 176 amino acids.
UUCUUCCUUUCACUAAAAAAGAUUAAAAAAAAAAAAAAGAAAAAAAAAAACCAAACAAGAGAGAGGUAGAGAGAGAGAGAGAGAGAGACUGAUCAACAUCUGAAAACCAUGAGUAGUAAAACCACACCGACUUCAAAUGAUCAUCAAUGGAUUGAAUGCUUGCCACAAACCUUCCUAGAUUCUCAACCUUCGUCACUCAACGGAUUUUUAGAUUCUACCCCAACUGCUAGAUCUGGCACUACUGCAUCCAAACCAAUCAGAAGAAGGUCCAGAGCUUCCAAGAAGACACCCACAACCCUUCUUAACGCCAACGCCAACAAUUUCCGAGCCCUGGUUCAGCAAUUUACAGGAUGUCCCAGCAAUCCCAUCUCCUUUAGGAACCAAAAAGGCCCUGUCAACCUUAACUUUGGCCUCAAGAAUGCAACUCCACUGAUAGAGCCUCUGGGAAAGCCUUAUGAUUAUCAUGAUUUUCAGUCUCAGACAGUACAGCCACAGCAGCAUCAGCACCAACAGUCCCAUUUCGAAGAGACAGACCAAGUUCUCCACGACCAGCAAAUGUGCAGAUCACUGAUGGUUUUGAUGUGGAGAAUGAUGUAUCUUUGCAUGACUAUGCAUUCUCCAGUAAUGAUGGUUACUUGAUGUUGUGAGAUGAUAAAGAAGAAGUACUACGUUUUUUUCUGAGAGAGCAAUCAAUGAGAUAUCGAGAUCUUCUCUCUCAUUCUAAUUGGUUAAUUGUAUUGUAUCAGAUUAGUUCUUUUCUAUAUAUUUUAGAUUAUACACUCUUUUGGUGAAGAAAUCUAUAUCUAUGUAUUUGUCUAUGAAUAUCAAGCUUUAUUCCUUGAUUUAUGAAUCCAAGUUUCAGUCAGAAGCAUGUGUAUAUAGAUCAUUAAAAUAAAAAGAAAAAGUAAAAGAAGAAAAGGUUUUAUGUUUUCCUUGA